AUUUUGGAGUGAAAAAUAACUGCAUUCCUCAAUGGCUACACUUCCCCGUCCAACCUUGAACAGAAUACCAGCAAAAGCGCCAACUAUAAAACAAGAUAAUGCAGUGAAAGAUUUAACAAAACUUUCUCGUUUGGAAUUGUUGGACCUAAAGGAACGCCAAAGCAAGCUACUGGCCAAUAAAGUCAACUUAAAUCUGCUUCCGGAUAAAGGGAAACGUAUAAAAGAUUUCCACGAUAGGGUGAAUGCAGAACUAGAUCGACGUAGUAAUAUCGAUGAAGCGGCUAAUAUGUUCUCUGAAUUGAAUAUAGCUUCUAGAGGUCAAGAUGUGCUUAAUCGCCUAGAGUGGAACGGUCGCCUCAAUGUAGAUAAUGGCAUGGACCCAACAGUAGAUGUGCUAGAUAGUGAUGAUGAAGCCGAACUAGAUCCCUUGCGGGUGAUAGCACAGCGUACAAUGCAUGCGCGGCGCACCAAAUUGUUACCACCCGAACCGAAGCUAAUAACGGAAGCUGACUUAGCUGAGAUCAAAUAUUUUAAGGCAGGGUCUGAAAAAUCAUUUCCAACGAUGACUGGUACUGAUUUAGUCGCUGCGAUGGAUAUAAGAGAAAAGGAAAGCACUGAGGAGUCAAACAACGUGGUAGACGUAGAAGUUUUUGAAAUUGAUAUUAGCGAAAAACUCAAUUCUAUAAAGCCUAAAAUACUGCAUGUAAUAGAAAAAUCUCCAUCAUCAAAAGCAAGCUCAGUAAGUGGCGACAGUCGCUGUAGUACACCUGCCAUACAAGAGGUCGAACAGCACGUGCGUUACUUGGUUACUAAAACCGAGUUAGACGUAGCACCACAACGUGAAAAAUUCAAACCUUACAAAACAACAGUGUCUAAUGUGCACGACCCCGCUAAGGAACGCACGCGCAAUAAGGGCAAACAUUGGGAAGUUACUGCUGCAACACCGCCACUUAUACAGCAUGGCGCUACAAAAAUGUUGACAUUGCUUGAUUCGGUUGACUUGCAAGCGAGUUAUUUAGCCAGGAUGAAAGAAUUGCAAGAAAAACAAGCAGAGGACAGGUUGGCUGCACGUUUCGCACGAUUGGAGCAACGUAGUCUGAAACUGCCAAUAGAAGAAGAGCUGAAAGCAAAAGUGUCUUUCAAUACAUAUCGCUCACCGGCAUUAGAUAUCGAGGGCGAGCAGAAGUUUAAUGAAGAUGAAGAGGUGCAUGACCCGCUAGGCGAGGAAAAGGCUGCGGGUGGCGUUAGCUAUACCGUCUUCGAUUGAUUACCUCAAAUUUAAAAUAAUAGAUUUAUUCUGAUUAUUUGGAUGUUAAUUUAUUAGUCGAACUUCUUACUAUUAACGACAUGGUUGAACAAUUAACCACACACCUACAUAUGUAGAGUUCUUGAGACAUUUGUAUAACAUUCAAGCUUAAAAGGUGGUGUUUAUACACGUAAAUACUUAUUUUGUUGAAAGCUGUGCUUUCGUCCCACGGUA
Messenger RNA from Rhagoletis zephyria (snowberry fruit fly), 1480 nucleotides. It is a transcript of the gene Polr2M, whose product is annotated as RNA polymerase II subunit M. Gene Ontology annotation, biological process: transcription elongation by RNA polymerase II. The record is from RefSeq and is a predicted model, not a curated record. Gene Ontology annotation, cellular component: nucleus. Gene Ontology annotation, molecular function: transcription elongation factor activity. Lineage: Eukaryota; Metazoa; Arthropoda; Insecta; Diptera; Tephritidae.